This is a messenger RNA of Malassezia pachydermatis, 5733 nucleotides long. RefSeq lists its product as hypothetical. Bases 1 to 5733 code for a protein of 1910 amino acids. Lineage: Eukaryota; Fungi; Basidiomycota; Malasseziomycetes; Malasseziales; Malasseziaceae. The record is from RefSeq and is a predicted model, not a curated record. The transcript has a single exon.
AUGGAUACCUACUCGUACCAGCCCAGCUCUGCGGAGAUGGACCGGGCUGGUCAUCCAUACUUGGACGACCAGCCUGGUGGAGAUGCGAUGCGGCAUGACGAGCCUGAUGCAUGGCUCCGUAGUGGUUUCUCACUACGCACAGAGCCUCCGCUCCCACCCAAUGCGCUGCAGAAUGUCAUGAAUGCGCAGAACCAACUACGAAGCGCGUCAGGCUCCUCGUCUGCGCCCUCGAGCUCGUACGAAGACAUGGAGCCUGGCCAGCCAGCGUGGGCGAUGCCCGCUGAAGUGCCACUGUUGCCUCACGGUGUGUCGUCCCGUCAUUUGGACGACGACGAGGACGAAGAGCAGACGUCCCCUGCGAUGGAGCUACGUCGCUUGCCACCUCUUGCCUCGCCGGCCACGUCGCAGAUCACACGCCCCCAUGGCCGCACGAUGCCCCCGAUGCCCGCAGACGCGGCCCUGCACAUUGCCAUGGCCAAAGAGCGCGCAGCCCGAGGCAUGGAGAAAGCUAUAUGCAAGCCCAGCCCCAGCUUCUACCGCGCUGACUCGCCCUCGCGCGUGCCCAGUGGGCCGACGUUGCUGCGUGAUCUUACGACGCCCAUGUCGGACGCCCCGUCGGAAUCGACGGCGCUCGCGCCUGAGACGCCGUCGACGGUGGACGACGAAAUUGAUCAAUUGCCCUCCGUAUUUGAGCGCCCACCGACCCCGCACUCGGUCAUCCGUCGGUCGCGCGCGCCUGUGCCACAUACGCCGAGUCCGCACACGUCUGCAGCCGUAGCCGCGGCGAACAUGUCGAUGCCCGAGCACCAUGUCCCGACGUACCCAAAACACCGCCCACCGCUGCGUCGUACAGUGUCUACGGUAACCAUUGUACGGAAGACGACAUCACGGCCUACACGGCCCGAGACGCCCAGCUCCGCUACUACCUCGCCGGCGAAGAAGGCGGGGAAGAAAGCCUCGCCUACGCAGGACGUAGAGAAGGAGACGCGGCGCUUGAGUUUGACGGACUGGACAGCCGUUCUGGAUUCGUUCGACUCGUUUGAGCCCAGUACACUGGACUUGCUGGGCGAUACCUCGGCACAGUCGCGGCGCGAUACCGUCACUGCCUCCGCGCAGUUUGUGCGUCAGAUGGAACGGCUGCAAACGCAGGACGAGUCGCAGGACACAGUGCUGGUCCAUGACGACUCGGCCUCGAGUGAAUCGGUGUUUGAGGCGCCGCUGCGUGAGCUCCCGGUGCCACGUCAGCCGGAGCAUACGCAGAUCCGUGUCGUGGGCCACAGUUUGGACGUGAGUACGCCGUCGCCGUCCAAGACGCGUGCCGUGUCUACGCCAGCAGCGGCUGUCCCUCCCGCGUCGUCCAUGGCCCUCUCGCAGGCUGUUCGCUCGCCGCCAGCCGCGCAGGCCCCGCAAGAACCUGAGGCCACGACGCCGUGGGUGCCGCCUGCCGUGCAAGACAAACGACGUCCUGUCCCCCCCGACUCGCCUACGCCGCCGUCCGGUGCCAACAUUGAGCCGACCUACCCACGCGCAUGGGAGACGAGCACGUCGGAAUGGGCCGCCGUGAAGCCAGCGCCGCCCAUCACAGCGCCGCCGGUCGCGCCAGUCGCGCCGGCCGCGCCGGCCGUGCCAGCGACCACAUCUACGUCCGACGUGCCAGUACCGACGACAAAGUCGGAGGCGACAGGCCUUGCCAUGGCAUCGGACGCGUCCUCCCCCGCCGCCCCAUCCACCGCCGACGUGCCUGCGCAGACGGACCACGCCGAUCCGUACGCCUCUGCAUACGCGCCUGCCGACGUCGCCAAUACACACACGCGAGCGCUCUCUCCUGUCCAGUCGGUGGCCGAGUCGGAAGCGCCGCCGCCGCCAUCCAAGGACUCGGUAUGGCAGCACACGGCGUUCUGGCGAUCAAAUGCGCCUCGCGUGCCUUCGUACUUGCGUGAGCUGGAAGAGAAGCCGGCGGAUGCGGCGCCAGUGACAUCGCAGCCGGUAGCAGAGGCAACGCAGCCUACCGCUCCUGCGACGUCCACACCAGAUACGUCGGGUGUAUGGGCAGAGCGAAUGAAAGCCCCGAUGUCGCCCUCGCUGGGAUGGGGCGGCUCGCCGACGCCUCCGUCGUCGUUUGUCCGAGCACAGGCAUGGUCCAUGGCACAUGGCCGCAAAGUCGUAUUGGCACCCGCGGAGCCCAAGGAGUGGGCGGCCGAGACGCCCACGAGCUCGGCCUCGACGGCGGGGCCAAGGGCUGCUACGGCCGCUGUGGCUACGACAGCGGCAGACAGGUACGAAGAGGCUGCCCUCGAUGCGUCUACGAUGCCUACGUCCUCGCCGAAGCCUGACGCAGAACAGCGUGAAGAUACCGCUGCAGCGCCUACAAAUGACGUCCUGCCGCCCGAGAUCACCGCGUCCGCGCCUUCCACGAUGCCCAGCACGCCAGCAGAGACCUCAUCGACGUUCAGCCGCCCAGCGGUGGAGACGCAGGCGCCGGCACCGGCACCGGCACGGCCGCCGGUGAUGCCUCACCGGAUGCCGCCGCCCAAGCCGCCGACGUGGAUCCCGCCGACGGGUAUCGAAGGGCCAUGGUCGGUGUUUGCGCCGCCAGUAGAGUUCCCGCGCCUCCCUAUCCCGCCGCCGCUCGCCCCGGGGCCUGCGCUGGUGCGAGAGGUGCCUACCCCUGAGCCGCCCAGCACCGGCAGCGUGGUGCGGCAGGAGAAGCCCCAGGAGGAGUCUGGGCGUAUGAGCCGCCCUGACUCGAAUCCGUUCCGUCUGAGUAUGGCGAGCAGUCAUCGCUCCCGUCCCUCGUCGGCGCUCAGCGACUCGACGCAGGGCGGACGUACAGCGGUGCAGACGGCCGUGCCACAGCUGCCACCACGUCCCGCCGCGGCUGGCACGCCGGACAUCUCCAUGGUGGCACGUGGCCAUCAUGAUCCCUUGGAGGCGUCGAUGCAGAGCGAGCAGCCGCCCGUGCCGCCUGUCGUGACCGAGAGCGUGCCGCCGCCGGCAGAGGCGGCGCCCAUGGCCCCAGCACCUGCUUCGCCACCUCGUAUGGCCACAGAGAGUGCCAAGCCGCCGCCCACGCCGCCCAAGCCGCCACGUACGUCGCAGGCCCGUACGCCAAGCAUGCCGCUGACCGCGGCUGCCCCGGCCUCGCCCCGUAUCCAGCAGCAGCCUGGGCAACUAAGUCCGGCGCUCACGCACUUGCCCACCUCGCCGCUAUUGCAAAUGCUCGGCUCGCCGACGACGAUGGCCUCGCCCACGCCUGGCGCACUGGAGCAGUCGCCCACGAUGCGAUACGAGCAGGCGCCCAGCUCGCCCACGGCGAUGCUGGGAGAGCAGGUGCCUGCUCGUAUGCUCACGACCAACGCCCCCGCGUCGCCGGCCUGGGAAGGCCAGGAGCGGGAGACAGAGUGGGUCGCGAACAAGAUUGGCGCUGCGGCGCUGCUCACAGGCUCGCCCACGACGGCCAAUGCCUUCACGCCGGAGAUGGACCAAUCGUCGUGGCAUGCGCCGGGAACGGCGAGGGACCCUGUGCCUGUGCCGCCUGUGCCCAGUACGGUGCCGACGUCGCCUGUGGUGCCACACGUGGAGGAAACGCGGCCUUCAGAGGGAGCGACGCCAUCGCGGCCGGAGCCGCCGGCACCUACAGAGAUUCGUGUCCCUGGCGCGUACGUCCCCAGCGCCUCGACGCACCGCUCGCCAACAGCGCCGUCCGCGGCGACGAUGCCGCCAGCGGCCGUGGACGAUCUGAGUAGGAGCGAGACUCCCUCAACGCAUGCCAUGGGCCCAACUAGUCACGCACGUCCACGCACAGCGCGUGACUACCCAGGCAUGCAGCCACAGCACAGUAUGAUCCCGCCGUUUGAGCUGCAGAACCGAUCGCUGACGCUGCCGGCGAACGCGGAUCCACGUCGUCCUGGUGGAGGUGUGUGUUUGGAAUGCAUGAUGCGGGAUGAGGAUAUGAUAGAUGUGACUGUGACAGACACCGCGGUGUGGGAACGCCAGAGUGACGCGGACUUCCAGGAGGCACUGCGCAUUGAGCAGGCCUUCUGCUCGCCCGACGACGAGCACAACGACGCCGCCGCGACGCUGUCCCUUGUGCAUCCCCGCACGGGCCGGCCCCUGACCUUUGUACCUGUCCGCCACAUUCGUCAUGGCGAUCCGCUCUCGGCAGCCCAUUUGCAAGAGUUUACCGCGGCUAACCGCCUGACAAGUGCCGCCAAGGCCCGGAGUAUUCAGCUGUUUGUCCUGCAGCAACGCCGCAUACUCGGCCUCGAUACCGAUGGCCAGCGGUCGGCCCUCGCAGCCUUGUCGCCACCUCCCACAGGGCUGACAAGUCCCAUGGCCCCUGCUACCUCGACCACAGCUGCAACGGUCGCCCCCACCGUCGCCGCAACAGAAGGUGCGCCGGUAAGUCCCAUGGGCGCCUCAGUGCCCAUACCGAUGUACGCGGCUGGCUCGGCAGGUUCGAGCGGAGCGCCCAUGCGCCCCCGCACGCCUACGGGAGGCCAGGCACGCGCAGGUCCCAGCGCGGUACGCAGUCCUGAGCGCGCACGAACGCCACGAGCUCGUACGGACAACCCACGCAAAUCGAACGAGACGCCACGACGCGCGCGAACACCAGGUACGAACUCCGCACGAGGCACCGUCCCCGGCACGCCCGAGCGAAGCUUGACGCAUGGCACGCCCACACGCUCGCCACGACGCCGGGCUGACGGUACCACGACACCCUCGCGACGAGGCGAUUCACGGCCGAGCACCGUGGAAGACUCACCACAUCGCGACGGUCCACGGGUACGCCGCUCGGCCGCCGGCUCGCCCACGUCGCCAACGCGCCGCGGCGAACCGGCUACACCCCGCCGGGAAGGCGGCGCGACGACGCCACGCUCCGUGCGUGAUACACCGACGUCGCAGCGUCGCGUUCGUACGCCCGGGCGCGCUGCACGCAAAGCGUCGGAAGAACUGCAUGCCGCAGCGAACGCUUCCGUCCCAUCGAAUCACGCGGCGACCACGUCUGCGCCGGCCCUCUCGCCGAUCGCCUCGGCGUCGGCGUCGCCCGUGACAGCAGCUGCGCCUCAAACGAUGGACAGUGGACCGAUGCUCCAAGCAGGCAUGCAUGAGACGCAGACGCCUGGCAGUGCGACAAGGAUCACAUCGCCCAGCAUCCCACCGCCGGAGCCUGUACCAGUGCCAGAAGCUGUUACCUCGCCGGGCCAUGCGGCCACAACAGCCCGGCCUAGUGCCAUGGCCACCCUCGUGGCGCCGACCAAGCUGUCUACCGCAGGGGGGCGGCACGCGCCCGCCACCGCAGGCGAUACCACGUGGGACACGUCCAUGCAAGGCAGUGCGUUCUCGAUGGAUGAUAGCAUGGACGACAACCUGAAACGCACGGCCUCGUCGCCCUUGCAUCAGCAGCACAAUGCUCCGCAUCCUUCGCAUGGCCAGCCCUUGCGUGGCUUCUUCCGGAAAAUUGCAGGCCGGUCCGCGACGGACGACGUGGAGAGUGCACGUCUUCGUAAAUCCAAGAAUGCCGGUGGGGGGGGACAAGGAAGUCCAGACACGUCGCUGAUGGAGGACGACGAGCAGAAAUCGUUUUGGAAACGAAUCUCACGUUCGCCUAAAUCUGCUUCGUUGCACAAGUCAGGCCGACACGUCUCGAGCUCCAAGAUGCGGCCACCCCCUCCUGUCCCCCCGCUGCCGAGCGAUGCAGCAGCGCCCGUGCCCGAAUCCCCGCCCAGAUAA